This is a messenger RNA of Pseudogymnoascus verrucosus, 1917 nucleotides long. It is a transcript of the gene PBN1, whose product is annotated as protease B nonderepressible form. Gene Ontology annotation, molecular function: mannosyltransferase activity. Gene Ontology annotation, cellular component: endoplasmic reticulum membrane; glycosylphosphatidylinositol-mannosyltransferase I complex. The coding region runs from base 409 to 1917 and encodes 502 amino acids. Gene Ontology annotation, biological process: protein processing; GPI anchor biosynthetic process. The transcript is spliced from 3 exons. Lineage: Eukaryota; Fungi; Ascomycota; Leotiomycetes; Thelebolales; Thelebolaceae. The record is from RefSeq and is a predicted model, not a curated record.
CGAACUCCAAUAUUCGGAGUUUGAAGUUCGUUCGUGAUUACUGAUGUUGAUAUAGAGGAGAUAUGAGAGUUCAAAGGAGAGGACAGAUUUCAGAUACUUGGUUGGAUGGGCGGUUGUUGGCCUACGUACUCUACGUACUUUUGUUUGCCUCUUUGCCUCUCUCGGUGACGAGUAUUGGUCGAAUGAAGUGGCGUGGUUUCUGAUUGGUCGAAGCUAGUAAGGCUACCUACCUCAGCCUCUUCGGUUCAGAACAGCUCAGAGCUCGCAGCCUUGCGAUCUUCAACCAACCUCACUCGGGACAGCAAGGUGUCGGAAAUUCCAACAAUUACUGGAGCGAGUUUUUCCCAGUCGCGAGGUACGAACAACGAAAUCGGGAGCGACGGUGCGAUAUAAAGCGAAUUAUACAGGAUGCGGCAGAGAAUCACUUUCGUUCACGAGCCGCAGGAUGGGAUUGAUCCAAAGUCAAUCGGCAUCCACACCAAUACCUUGUCGGUCUCAGGCCUCAAAGCUGCAAGGGAAGAUCAUAUAACUCUCUCUCUCGAUGAGCUUCCGCAGGAGUUGCGAGUAGCGCUUAGCCAAACGAAAGAGCUGCAUAUUCGAUAUGUAACGGCGGCGUCAUACGAGUCGAUACCCCCCUUCAAUUCGAAACUGUCGCCGGGAUUGCAUGUUUAUUAUACCCCCAAGACCGAGGUUGGGAAGGAGGGCCAGGAAUUUAGUGAUUUAUUAUGUGGCCUCAUAGACACACUCUUCGACUUAAAAGACAAAUCGCUCUGCCAGACCCCCGAAAUAUCAUUCACCUCCCUCCCAUCCAAAAGCCCCAAACACAAAAGCAGCUAUGAAUUCUACCUCCGCUCCUCCGCCCUCGGCGGCACAUCCGCCCUACAAUCCUACUUCAAGCGCAUCUGCUCCAGCACAAGCUGCCUCACCCGCAUCUCCGAAGGCGCCACAGCCGCCUCCAUCGACCUCGACUACAUCUCCACCACCGGCCUCGCGAGCCUCACCACCUCCUGGUCUCCCCGAACCUGGCCGUCCUUCGCGAUAUCAAAGAUAUCCCACACCGACCGCGUCGAGCUCGGAAUCCUCUCGAACGAAAAGCCCAUAAGGCUGGAUGAUCUGAAUAUGUCUGGAUUCCUCACCGUGUUGGGGGAAUCGGAGAAGCCCGCGCCGACAAUGUUUCAGUUCCCCAGCCGUCACCAUAGGCAUCCUGCGAAAUUCAGCUCUUCGUUCAUUGAACCGACGGGCCUGCAUCCUACUUUACAACUCACCAUUAGGGACAGCCAGCCACCGAAAAACAGGGAGGGGUGUAGCUUGAACGCACAUUUAAUGCUCCCGAGGAGUGUGUUCCCGGAUAAAUACCAGUUCCGCGAUGCCCUCUUCAUGGCGUCGAAGAAUCUGACUGCACUACGCCAUGUUACGGUCCCGGUCGAUUUGGAGGCGCCCGAAUACACGAUGGCGCUAUGGGGUUCCUCGCUCCUCGUCGAGCUUGCCCCUCCACCUCCUAGCGAGGAGUCUUGGACUGCGGAAAUCCCCUUGCAUCUCCGCUACCUCCUACCGAGCGAGUCGGGGUAUAGUUCCACCUCUCUCCCCUCCCCCGUGCUCUUCUGGGCGUGUGAAGCGGACGAGGAGAGUAAAUUGGAAGGGAGCCCGUUUGAUAGGGUUAACCUGGGGUAUGAUGGAUUGUUUGGGGAUAAAACGCUGUUUUAUCACCUUGGGAGGGAGAGGGGGGAGGAGGGGUAUAAGGAGGUUAGUGUGCCGGUGCUGAGUACCAGGUUUAAUGGGGAGAUGGAGGUGGGGACCGCGCUGGUGGUGGCGUUGGGGUUUGGGUGGGUGUUGUGGAAGUUGUGGGGGGUGGGGAGGGGGGUUGGGUAUGGGAGUGGGAGGGGUGGAGGGGGGAAGGUGGAGGGGAAGGAGGAGUGA